AUGGAACAGACCACCCCACAACAACCCGAGGAACAAGGCGGCCACUACAACGCCCCCGAGAUCCACGACCCGAUCCUCAAAGCGGUCAACGAGGCCCAGCCUUUUGAGGAGGCCACCGCCGGCCAUUUUGGCAGAAGACCUUCCUACUUGUCCCAGUCCUCUGGCGACUUGAAGGACCCCUUUGGCCAGCCCAUCCGCCAGGCCGACAUGCUGAACCCAGCCCGUUCCAGAAACGAGAGACCCUUGGACACGAUCCGCGGCUUUGAGUACCAGAUCACGGGCGACUUGUCGUACAGAGACCAGCUCGAGUCGAGCCGCUUGGGCUGGGGGUUCCACGAGGAUUUCCCCCACUACAGCCUUCUGGGCCAGGGCGACGGCCAGGAGUACCUGCGGCCCGUGGCCAGCUUCAGCGGCGGCGAACAGGCCAUGUACCAGGCCAACAACUACAGUGCAUCGUCGUUGAAGCCAGAGACCAAGAAGAAGAAGAAGGGCCUUUUUGGCCGCAAGAAGUAG
This is a messenger RNA of Candidozyma duobushaemuli, 513 nucleotides long. RefSeq lists its product as uncharacterized. NCBI's taxonomy places the organism in Eukaryota, Fungi, Ascomycota, Pichiomycetes, Serinales, Metschnikowiaceae. Bases 1 to 513 code for a protein of 170 amino acids. The transcript has a single exon. The record is from RefSeq and is a predicted model, not a curated record.